ACACACGCAGCUACACACGUUUGCUUACGAAUGUUGCGCGGCCUAUUGGAUGCGAACAAACUUUCUCAAAGGUUUUUCUAAUCGUAGUUGCCGGCCUAGACUAUCUCGAGUGUUUUGAUUGGUUUUAUAAACUUUACGAAAUGUCGAUGCUUCUUGUGAAUUAGCUGUGAACGGAUUGCGGUGCUGUGUUUCUAGAUUUUAAGAAGUCCUACAAGCGUACAAACGAACCAAUUCCAAGAAACGGGUUCCACUCGCCCUGCUCGAAUUUUCUUCUACGUUCAGCUUUGUCCAGAUGCUGGUUCUUAGUUUGUCAGCACAAUGACCGCAAAGUUUGUACUGUUGGUAGUCUUGUGGAUGUGCAGUCUAGAUGAAAUCUUGGCUCUUGGAUGGAUCUUUCCCAAGGAGCCCAUCUAUCGUGAGGUGAACGAUUCAUUUCGGUUGCAAUGCAUGCUUGAUAUGACGGCUAAAGAUGCCAAUGGAUCCAAUAGCAACGAUCUAAUGUUCUACCGCGCGGAUGAAAUUGUACCGAGAGAUCAAGUGAAGAUUCUUAAUGAAACAACAAUUGAGCUGACCGUUGAUCAUGCUGUGCCAUCGCAAGAUUAUAUGUACAUCUGCAAACUAAAUGGUACCAAAGGUGUAGAUUUGCGCAGUGUCUACAUUGGUCACAAGCCAAAGCCUAUCAGGGAUUUCCGGUGCCGGGCACCAUCAUGGAAACAAAUGAACUGCACCUUUACACCGGAACUCAAUGGAGUAUCAACUCAAUAUGGACUCAAUUACAAGCUUGACCCCGUGCUGACAAACUACACGUGCGAAUUGCAGCAAGUGCCGAAUAGUCCGCUAAAGCAGUGCAUCAUUACCAUAGGCUAUGGAUAUCGGGCCGUGUCCGAAAUCUACCACUUCACGCUUUCUGCGACCAACAGGCUCGGAACGCAGGUCCAAGAGUUCAAGAUUAACAACUUCGACGUUGUGGUGCCGGAUCAACCCACCCGAUGUUCUAUCGUAAACUCAACAAUCACGUCCCACAGUGCAGUACUUGAAUGGAGAGUGCUGAGCAAGUACGAAAACUUUAAACGAAGCUUACGGUUUGAGGUGAAACUGCUUUCAAUGUUUCACAAUCAACAGUGGCAGCUCAUGGAUACUGCCAAGAUACACCAUUCUAAGAACGCUUAUCAGUUGUUACUUAGUCACCUAUCGUACGCGGAUACGCGAUACGAUGUGCGUAUUCGCAUGCGUACAAAUUCGACCGUUGAAGACGACGAUAUGUGGUCCAACUACACAAGCUGCUUGUUCAAAACACUGUCCCGUCAACCGGACAAUCCGCCGGACGUUGCAGAUGGCAUUUUUGAAAACGCGUACGAUCAUUUGUUCCUCUACUGGCGUGAACUGCACGAAUGGCAGCACAAUGCACGCACCGGAUUCUACUACAAUAUCACGAAACUAGGACCUAAUGGGCAGAUUAUUGAACAUCUCAAUCGAACAAGGGGUAUGAUACAAAUGCGAAAUAUCGAGGAUCAGAACUUUACGUUCAUCAUACACAGCGCAAACGGGGAAGGGCUUUCGGCUAAAAGUAGUGUCAUUUUCGUGCCUAGCAAACGGCACCGCCCUGAGAAACCGGAAGUCGACAAGCUGCUGUCGGACUCGGGCAAAUUUACGCUCUCCUGGAAGCGUCCCUCGGCACGUUCACCGUACACCAUCACCAGCUACACGGUGUUUUGGUGCAACACGACCAGCAAUUCACCGAAUGAUUGUCAUGGUUCGAUCAACUUCACUACGGUCGCCGCCAACAGUACAUCGUUCGAGCUGAGCGGUGCUGGAUCGACGCUUAACUUUGCUGUGGCCGCCAACGCUGGCACCGUUUCGUCCGGUAUGGUGUGGGCCGCUUGCACUGCCACCCACAAAACCGACAUCGGGAAGCUGAAAACGCUCUGGAUCACGGAAAUGCUGGCAACAUACAUAAACCUUAAAUGGAAGCCCGAGUGCGGUGAUGUAGCGCACACUGGAUAUCUUAUCUAUUACUGUCCAAUCAGUGCGCCACGAACGCUGAGCUGCAAGGAACCGGAAAUGUCUAUUAAUGUGACUGACAAAAGUCUGUAUUACACCAGACUAGAUAACUUGAAGCCAUACGUGACAUACAAAAUACAGAUCGCGAUGUACUCGGAGACGCAUAUCGGACCCCGUUCCGAACCAUUGGUUAACACUACCCGAGAGGCAGCACCUUCGCCACCGCGUGAGCUAACAUUGCGAUCGGUUACAAACGAUAGCAUCACUCUAUUCUGGAAGGCUCCGGAGCAUAUCAACAGCGGUAAAAUGAGCUACGAAAUUCAGUACAACAACGAUACGCUUCGAUACUCCGUUGAAGACCCAAACACGGACGUGGUGACAACGGUACCGGCGCUGAACGCCUUCACGCUCUACAAUAUCUCCGUCAGGGCGUUGACAAUCGGUUAUUCCAACGCGAGUGAGCAGCUAACAGUGCGCACACGCGUAGGGCGCCCGGAAAAGGUCGCGCAGCUCAGUAGCACGGUCAACGGUGACUCUAAUCUCGUGAUAAGUUGGCGUAAACCUAGCGAUACGGCCGGAUGCGUCGAAUUCUAUGAGCUGAAACUGAAAACCGAGCAAACCGUCAUCUAUAAGCACCGGGGGAAUGAAUGCCAGCUGAGGCAGGAGAACUGCAAAUAUGCUGGCACUAAAUCGUAUCAAUUUCUCGUCCGUGCCGUCAACGUGAUCAGAAACGACUCCAAGUUUGAGGAUCUGGCAUGCGACGAAAGGUGGUCGGAACUGCAAAACCGAUGGCCAAAUCUCGUCACACAAAGCACCGAGUGCGACGGGGGAGGAAUGGACAGUCGAGCUACCAGCUUCACUAAGCUCGAAGGAUUUGAGCUGGUUUAUGGCCCUUGGUCAGACCCGCUUGCCUCAUGGUGUACCAAGGAAGACAAUCUUUCAUUGAAAUCGGCGAUUUCAAUUGUGGUGUUGGUUGGCAUAUUUUUGACGCUUUUGUUCUCCUUCUUCAAAAUGAAGCAUAUCUGCCAGGUAAAGGUGAUUAUACCAGAUGGCUUAAACGAUAAAUCAAACUCCGGAAAGCCGGACAUUCUCGGUUCGGCGGGUGGUCGCAUUAUUUUCAUUGAUCAAUCAUCCAACCACACGUCAAGUAUCGGUUCGCUGAAGAAAGAGAUUUAUGGCAAGGAACAAAAUCAAUGUCUGCUACAAUCGUCCUCCUCCUCGGGGUGUGGCGAGAGCGUUGGUGAUCUGAGUGGUCAUGAUCAGCGAUCGUCGUUAGAGUACUUCAGUAACGGUGGAGCCUUCGAAGACGAUAGCACGAGUUUUUACGAUCAGGAAGCCGAACGCCAGGAUUUGAAUGGGUUCAGCGAUGAGCCAUCCGAUAUGAUUGAUAGUCAAAUGGAUAGCACUGACGGUGUAACUGACUUUGACGCCAACGGGGAAAACCGAUCACCGGACUCUCCUAUACUAGCUGAGGUGAAACCGAAACCCUGUACGGCGGCGCUGCCUUUGACUGUUACUUCUGGCUACGUUCCAGCACCGGUAGCGGUUAAUCCCACAAGACCGCCCGUCAGCUCUUCCGGAUACUUGCAGCUCAGUACACUGGUGAACGGUGGAGGCAUGAUGAUGUCGUCAGACGUAUUCUCAAAAUCAGCUAACGCGAAAAUGGCAGCUACACCGAUAUCAGGAUAUGUUACACAUAAGCAACUUUCAGCCUAUGGACAGCACUUAAAUUAAAAGGGAGGGAGGAGCUCCUACUAGAAACGUAAUCGCCAGAGAAAGGAACUACAGGGGAUCACUAUGAUCGCACCAUGACUGCACUGGAUUAGGCGGUUACCGGGCUCUAAAGUUUCAUGUUUUCACUGGAACGUAGACUGUGGAACGUGUGAAAAACCGAUCGAAUGUUAGUUAAGCUAAAUGGGAGCAAAAUGUUAUCACUGAAAAGGCUGCGCUAUUCUAGCUAUUACUGCACAGCAUGCAAGGCCCUAUGUUACUGUCGCUGAUACUACUACUACUACUACUACACGCAACCACAUAUUUGUUCCUAUGGAUGUAGCCAACACCUUGCUGGUGAGUUCUCAUCGCCACCAGUAUUUUAUUGUGCCAUUCCUGUUGUAGGAGUUAAACAACAGCAGGUGCAUGAAAUGAAGUUGACCCUCCCAACUAGUACAGGAUUGGCACCUCUUUGUUUGUACCUGCUUGACAGUUUGCUACUAGCACUCAAGUGUCUCUUUCACCAAGGUGAUGGUGUCACCUUUUUUAGUACUUUGUAAUCAAGUGUGUAAUAUCUGAAUGUUCUAUAUCGUACAAGAUAUAGAUUGGUGUUACAAUUGCCCUGAAUCUUUCCAAUGCCGCUUCACACCUUCCGUUCUCGACCCGUUGCACAGGCCAUUGAUUCCCUUAUUAUGUUAAGGAAGUGUAUUACGUUUAAGAAAAAGGAUUAUAGUAUUAUUAAUAAAACAAUGAACAAUUUUGAUCCUUCCUUCCCAA
Messenger RNA from Anopheles aquasalis, 4488 nucleotides. RefSeq names its product cytokine receptor domeless (gene dome). NCBI's taxonomy places the organism in Eukaryota, Metazoa, Arthropoda, Insecta, Diptera, Culicidae. The record is from RefSeq and is a predicted model, not a curated record. Gene Ontology annotation, molecular function: protein binding.